This is a messenger RNA of Sardina pilchardus (European sardine), 1363 nucleotides long. It is a transcript of the gene timm29, whose product is annotated as translocase of inner mitochondrial membrane 29. The transcript has 2 exons. Gene Ontology annotation, cellular component: TIM22 mitochondrial import inner membrane insertion complex. The record is from RefSeq and is a predicted model, not a curated record. NCBI's taxonomy places the organism in Eukaryota, Metazoa, Chordata, Actinopteri, Clupeiformes, Clupeidae. Gene Ontology annotation, biological process: protein insertion into mitochondrial inner membrane. Bases 29 to 835 code for a protein of 268 amino acids.
ACCCGAAGGUCGUGUGUGUGAUUCGAGUAUGGCUGCCUCGUUGGUGUUCAGGAGAUGGUGCUCCACAACUGUAGCAGAAGCAGCAACAGCUCCAACGAAAAGCACACGAUGGCAACGGUUACGGAACGGCCGUGCAGGUAGGUGGUUGAGCGGCAUGUUUGUCGACUACAAGGAAGCCGUACGUGAGACGUUUGUGGGAGCCCGGGAGCGUCCCAUCAAAGCUGGGGUCUACCUCAGCCUGCUGGGGGGCACCUGGGCCUGCUUCUACACAAACCCUGAGGAUGGCUCCUUUGAGACCAGCCUGAAGGAGAGGGCCAACCAGCUGGGCCUCCUCUCGCCGUGGAUCCGCAAUGGUGUGUCAGACGGUCACAUGCAGAAGUUGGUCAAGCUCCAAAACCACGGCUGCCUGCGCCAUGUCAGCCUGGGAGUGCUAUCACUGACCUACAGGGCUGACUACGACCCAGAUUCCAGCUUGUACGAGGCCCGCUGCUCGGCGUUAUCAGUGCCCUGGCGUGAGCUGCCCGACCGGAUGCUGGACGUGGGUUUUGCUGGCCGCUGGUGGGUGCUGGACGCCAAGAUGAAGGACUAUGAUGUGAAUGACGAGGAGUUCCGUCACCUUCCACCGGCGCUCUUUGCCACGGUGCCGCCGGCGCCACAAGUGACGGAGCUCAAUGAGCAGAUGCACAAGGACUCCUGGAAGCCCAUUGCCUUGGAGAUGGACGAGGAGGAGAGGGAGAGGCUGAGGGCCGCCGAGCAGGAAGAGGGAGAGGGGGUGGGAGUGGAGGGGACCCAGAGUGAGUCUGUGGGACUGACUCAGGAAGAGGCUCAGACAUAAAUCUGUCCCCCAGACGAUGCACCGUGGAGGAAAUGCUAUCUGUCGGCUCACCUGCUGACUAAUUUUACAGACUAAAAAUGAGGGCAACCGUGAAGGGUUUACACAAAGCCAAAAAUGUGCUCAUCCUCAUUCAGAGGGAGAGAGAGAGAGAGACUAUUUAUGCCUUCAAAUAACCUAUAGGGCAAUAUGGAAGAAUAUUCUUACCAUGCAGUAUGUCAGCAGAAAUGUGUAAAUGUGAGCGCAAAGCAAAUUACUGACUGUAUUUCAUUACCUGACAUUUUCUAUGUUGUUGUCAUAACCAUCAUUGUAAUGGGAUUUUGGUUGCUUCUGUCAUUUACCAAAAUGUCAACUUCUGCUGUGCAGCUUCAACAAUUUAGCUACCAGUCGAAGUUAGGCAGAUUCUAUGGGUCAAGAAAAGAGAUGGUGGCCGUAGUGUCCCAUUUCUCUAAGAUGAGGGGAAGAGGAGGUGAAAGUUGGAAUAGGGAAUGGAACCCAAUAAAGUAUCUCACAAAAAGCAGCAUUUUACAA